Molecule: messenger RNA, 567 nt
Organism: Fusarium redolens
Lineage: Eukaryota; Fungi; Ascomycota; Sordariomycetes; Hypocreales; Nectriaceae
Product: p-hydroxylaminobenzoate lyase
Exons: 2
Coding region: 1-567 (188 amino acids)
Source: RefSeq, a predicted model, not a curated record
AUGGCCAAGGUCGACACGGCAGCUAUUUUAGAGCUUUCGAAGUGGCCGACUGCGCAGAAGCUCGUAGCUCGAGCUAGUGAGUUCUUGAAUGAAGUCCAAGACUUAACCCCCGGAAAGGAUCUCGAAGCCAGGCUCAACAAGGACUAUGGGCCUGGAAAUCCCUACUACGAGGACUUCUGCUCGUUUAUUCGGCAGGGUCUCAAAGAAGGAUGGGUAGCCGAAACCGAACUCGAUGGUCCCAAAUACCGACGGGGAAGGAUCAACAUCCCGACAGCCGAGACCAAAUUCUUUAGUAUUACUACCGUCUUCAUGGAUAGCCAGAAAGUCUACACAGGCCAAUACCACGCUCAUCCGUAUGGAGAGAUCAACUGCAUUGUACAGAUCGAUGAGACGGCGGAGAUCAAAGGCAUGCAGGGUUGGCAGGGAGCCGGGUGGACUGCUCCAGGGCCGGGUACGCACCACUAUCCGGAAGUGCGAGGCGGCAGCUUGGUUGCGCUUUUCUUUCUUCCCGCGGGUCGAAUCUCGUACAAUGCGGAGCCCGGGACACCGCAACCCUUGUCCGUCUAA